AUGGAAGCAUUCAAGAGACACACAGUAGAUAUGAAAAUGUCCAGCAGAAACAAAAUUCUAGUGUUCCUGAACAGCUAUCUGCGAGCUAACCAGCUAGUAGAAACGGUCAAUAAAGAAGGAGGAGUAUAUACAGCAUUUAUUCCGAAGCACUUGGUCUGUAUAACCGGGGUGAUCGCUGGUAUCCCAGUAGAUAUCCCGAUCGAACAAAUCAAAAACGAUCUAGAAAGUGACGUGCCUAUCGUGGGAGUUUAUCGUCUAAAUAGAUACGAGGGUAAUGAGCGCGUUCCAUCCACCAGAGUUUCGAUUACAUUCAGAGCGAGUCAACUACCGGAAAGCAUCAGGCUAUUUUGUUGCGUCACAAGGGUUCAAACCUUUCAACAAAAGGUGAUUCACUGUACCAACUGUUUACGAUUUAAUCACCGUGGUAAGGACUGCAAGGGAGCAAGAAGAUGUGGCCGGUGUACCGAACGGCACGAAACAAACGAAGAAUAUGAACAGUGUCAACAAACCGUAAAAUGUAUUCACUGUAAAGUAAAUACACACAUGACAGGAAGCGAUUCUUGUUCGAUCAAGAAAAAAGAACAACAGAUCAAAGCGAUAAUGUCUAAAACAAACUACACAUACGUAGAAGCAAGAGAAAUGGUAGCGACACCAAAUACCAACUACUACGAACCUCUCAACAACCCUCAGGAUUUUCCGACGGUGGCAGAAGCAGCUGCUUAUAGUAGCAACUUGAAUCAGCAAUGGCAAAAGACCAAUGCUCCACGUGUACCAGUAACAGCAGCGGUAAAAACAUAUACAGAGAAGAAGCCCAAUAACCAACAAAAGAGACGGCGUUCCAAUCACAACGAAAACAAUCAACAAAUGGACAACGAGAUGAAUUCGUAUGCAACGGACGAAGAGGCAUCCUCGUCAGGAAUGUCAAAGAACACGGAACAAGUAAAUGGAACAGGAUUGAAAACCCAUUCAAAGUGGAUGAAAAAGGAAAGUGGAAUCGUAUGA
Molecule: messenger RNA, 1002 nt
Organism: Wyeomyia smithii (pitcher-plant mosquito)
Lineage: Eukaryota; Metazoa; Arthropoda; Insecta; Diptera; Culicidae
Exons: 1
Coding region: 1-1002 (333 amino acids)
Source: RefSeq, a predicted model, not a curated record